UCGUCUCCGAGCGUUGAACCAGUCGACCUAUCGAGUGGAACCACGUUAGUCUUCCAACAAAAUGUUUUCUUCAAUUCUUUCAAUUCUCUCAUUUCGAAUCAAGUCUUGAAUGUCUCGGAAUUUCGACAAAAGUGACCUUUUCCAUCCAGUGCGCUCGUCAGGUACCCUUGAAUCCACUUUUUCAAGGUCCUUUUCAAUUUCUUCUGCAAACCUGACAGGAUUAAUUUAAAAAUCAAAUUCCAAGUGUUCCUUAAUUAUUAUGUUUGCUAUUUCCGGUUGAAGAAAUUGAAACAAAAAAGAUAAUUAUUUAUUUAGAAGAGUUGAGAUAAGGAAACCAGCUGUUCAAACAGUGAAUAAGUGUCGUUAGGAGACUACUAAAAUAAAUUUAGGUGAAUUAAAAAUAAUAAAAAAUUUAGGUUAAUGAUAAAAAAUUAUUUAACAAAAAUGCAAAAUGGAAAAAGUGAUAAAACUGUGCCCAGUACGACGAAGGGUGUGGUUGAGCACAAUCAAAAAUCGAAAUUUUGGGCCUACUUUUGGUGGCUUUUUGGUGGACUUCUUGGAGCACAUCAUUUCUACCUGAAUAGGGACGAUCAUGGCCUUAUUUAUUUCUGUACUUUGGGUGGAUACUUUGGAAUGGGCUGGCUCAGGGACUUAUUCAAAAUUCCAACCUACGUGGCCGAUGCGAAUAAUGAUCGUCAGUACCUUGACUGGUUCACUCAUCAAGUCAGGAACAACAAAAAGCCUCCAUUUACGACAGUACGAUUUUUGGGUUCCUGCUGCGUUUCUUAUUUAUGGGGCCAAUUGGUGUACAUAGCAAUACCUGAAGAAGAAAUUAAUGGAAUAAACUUCAGGCCUCUCAUUAUUCUUGUACCCGGCGCCAUUGCACUAGGUACAUGGAUUGUUGGAAAUGUGGGAAAGGAAAGAGGCUCACUGUGGAUUCCUUUAGUUGCAUCCUAUUUGUGCUACCCUACAUUGUAUUAUAUAGGAGAUGAGAGUACUUGGAUGUGCCUUAUGGUUCUGGCAUCUUAUCUGAGUUUCGAUUCGUUUGCCAAGCAGUGGCGUUUAAAACCGACGAAAAAAAAGUCCUUACGCAAGAGAUUGGCAAUUGUAUUAUUUUGUGUAAUUCUCUACGCUUCCCUGUGGAGCAGUUAUUUUUACAUGAAUGCCACUAUUACUGACAACGAUGGAGAGGAGAUCAAACUCUCUGAUGCUGUCAAGCAUUUCCUCACUUCCCCGAUUUGGUUAGAUCUCAAGGCAAGCUUGGAGGCAACGUGGCAGCAAGCACUAAGCCAAGGAUUCUGGGCAACUUGGAGACAAAUAGUAGAAUUGUCUGAUCCGAGAGGUGAAAUAAAUGCCUAUAAGAUUCUAGGAUUAUCUCAGACUGCCUCUCAAAGCGAGGUGACGUCCAGAUGGAGGACACUAUCGAGAGAACAUCAUCCAGACAAAAUUAAAGGCAGUGAUGAGGAACGUCGCAAAGCACAAGAAGUGUUUAUGGAAAUCCAGCAAGCUUAUGAAAUACUUUCAAGUGCCAAGAAUCGGAGACAGCGGCGAAAUAGGAAAUCUACCACAUAGACCCUAGAUCCAUAUAGGUCGAUAUUUUUCCUACUUUCCUUUAUCCUUUCCAUGUCCUCCAACCUCCCUCAUCGCUUCCCUACUAUCACCUACUUCCCUUCUCCCAUAUCCAUCUUGCUUAUUCUUUUUUGUUUCUUCUUCUUUUUCAUCCCCUCCGCUACUAUCGCCACUCAUCCCACUCAUCAAUAUUUAGAAUAUUUAAAAAGUUAUUAAAAAAUUAAUAAGUGAAAAUUCCACUUUAAGUGAGCCCACUUUUAUUUAAUAUAUUAAUCUUAAACUUACGUUAGAAGAAGGAGCAAUGAGAAGAGGAUGGAAAGGAGUUAGGGUGGGAAAAGAAAAGAUAUAUACACUGACAUAUGCGUAUGUUAUAGUGUUGAUAGCAGAGGAUUGGAGAAACACUUAGAUAGGAAAAAGUUGAAUUUAAAUAUAAAAAAGACCUAGAUAAUAUGUAUAAAAAAAGAGAGGAAAGAAAAAAAGAAUGGACUGAGAGGUGGAAUGGAGUGAUGUUAGAAGUAGUAAAGGAGAGGUAAAACGAAAGAAAAGAGAUUGAGAGGUCACAAGAAAGGUAUAUAUGGUGGGCCCUAGAAAUAGACUGGAAGACGCUCGGAUAUAUCGUGAGAGAAGUAAAAGGGAUAAAUUAAGUACUAGAGCGGGAAAGAGGUCGUGAAAGUUUAAGAAGCUAAGGGAGGGAAAGAGAAGGAAAUUAGUGAGAUAGUUUUGGAGUGAGGUAGAAGAGAGGAAAGGGGCCGAUAGAAUUCACGAGAUGGGAAGAAAGAAGGAAGUGCAUUAGAGAAGUAGUCUACGACAUGAAACUAGAGUAUAUGAAUAAUUGGAGAAAAGAAGGGAAAGAGAAUAAAAAUCAAGAUGGGUGAUGAUUGAGGAAUGAAAAUAUAAUAGAUGGUAUGAGAUUAUAAAAAGGAAGGAGUACCAAAGUAUUUAUAAAAGAAAUGGCGAGAGAGGUGGACCAGAAUAUACGAGAUAGGACGGGAUAAGGGAUAAAAAUAUGCGGUAUGUAUAAGAUAAUAAGAAGAGAGGAGUGCCAAAGUAUUUAGAGAGGGGCUCGGAAGAGAGAAGAUAAACAAGAAUAUGAUUAAGAUAAGGAAAAGAGGUAAGGGAAGCGACGUAUUGGGGAAAGUAGAGCAGAAAAAGUAGAAUUUGUGAAUGGGAAGAGGAAACAUGGGAGCAUGUAGGAGAGGAGUGGAAUAUAAAGGAAGCGCAUCAGAGAAUGUAGUAAAGAUUUUAGGAGAUGGUGGAUUCGGUGAGGAGUGGGUGGAAGAAUUAUAAAAAGGAGAACAUAAAAAGCAGAACAUAAAAAGUAGAAUAUACAAAGUAUAACAGAAGAAGAAAAAACAGAAAAUGCAGAAUCCGUAAUUGGAGAGAGGAAACAUGGGAGCAUUUAGAAGAGGAAUGGAAUAUAAAGGAAGCGCAUCAGAGAAUGUAGUAAAUAUUUUAGGAGAUGGUGGAUUCGGUGAGGAGAGGGCAGAAGAAUUAUAAAAAGGAGAACAUAAAAAGUAUAACAGAAAAAUAAAGAACAGAAAAUGCAGAAUCCGUAAACGGAGAGAGGAAACAUGGGAGCAUGUAGGAGAGGAAUAGAAGAUAAAGGAAGUGGGUUAAAGAAUGUAGUAAAGAUUUUAGGAGAGGGUGGAUUGGGUGAGGAGUAGAUGGAAGAAUUAUAAAAAGGAGAGCAGAAAAGGGUGAUGUAGAAGAAGGAUGUUGGAAAAGAAUUGAAGAUUAAGGAAGCUGGCAAGAGAAUGUGGUGAAGAUUUUAGGAGAGGAUGGAUUGGGCGAGGAUUGAGUGGAAGAAUUGGAGAAGCGAGCGCAAGAUAGAAGGUGUUAAAAUGGCAAGAUUAUGGUAGAGAAGAAGUGAAAGAAGAAGAAAAUGGAAGUACUAAAUCAUGAACUAUGUUAUGCAAUAUACGUUGCGCAUGCGCCCUUGCUUGCUCUCUUUCUCGUCUUCGAUAAGUUUCUCACUGGUUUGCCAAUAUGUCCAAAUAAUUGUAAAUAAUUGUAAAUAGUAAGGAUGAUAUCAUAUAAAAUAUGUAGUUGAUAAUAUUGUAAGAAACGGAAGUCAUGUACACCCUUAGGCGACACAUUAUGAAUAAAGAACUACUUCAAGAUUAGAAA
Messenger RNA from Belonocnema kinseyi, 3696 nucleotides. It is a transcript of the gene wus, whose product is annotated as dnaJ homolog subfamily C member 22. The record is from RefSeq and is a predicted model, not a curated record. Gene Ontology annotation, biological process: endocytosis. Gene Ontology annotation, cellular component: early endosome; plasma membrane. The coding region runs from base 421 to 1572 and encodes 383 amino acids. Lineage: Eukaryota; Metazoa; Arthropoda; Insecta; Hymenoptera; Cynipidae. The transcript has 5 exons.